AUGAAAGAGAAGUCGAAAAAUGCAGCCCGGACUCGGCGGGAGAAGGAGAACAGUGAGUUUUAUGAGUUGGCCAAGCUGCUGCCGCUGCCCUCUGCGAUCACAUCCCAACUCGAUAAAGCCUCCAUCAUCCGCCUGACCACCAGCUACCUGAAAAUGAGGCUGGUGUUUCCCGAAGGUUUAGGGGAAUCAUGGGGCCAUGUGAGCAGAGCCAGCUCUCUGGACAAUGUGGGCCGUGAGCUCGGAUCCCAUUUACUACAGACUUUGGACGGCUUUAUUUUUGUGGUCGCACCGGAUGGGAAGAUCAUGUACAUCUCUGAGACAGCUUCAGUGCAUCUCGGCCUCUCACAGGUAGAGCUGACGGGGAACAGUAUUUAUGAGUACAUCCACCCCGCUGAUCAUGAUGAGAUGACCGCAGUGCUCACCGCGCACCAGCCUUACCACUCUCACUUCGUGCAGGAAUAUGAAAUGGAGCGCUCUUUCUUCCUGAGAAUGAAAUGCGUCUUGGCCAAAAGAAACGCAGGCUUAACGUGCGGCGGCUAUAAGGUGAUUCAUUGCAGUGGCUACCUAAAAAUCCGGCAGUACAACUUGGACAUGUCUCUGUUCGAUGGCUGCUAUCAGAAUGUGGGUCUGGUCGCUGUGGGUCACUCAUUGCCCCCCAGUGCAGUGACAGAGAUCAAGCUACACAGCAACAUGUUCAUGUUCAGGGCCAGCCUGGAUAUGAAGCUCAUCUUCCUCGACUCCAGGGUGGCAGAGCUUACUGGCUAUGAGCCACAGGAUUUAAUAGAGAAGACUCUUUACCAUCACGUCCACAGCUGUGACACCUUUCACCUACGCUGUGCACACCACUUGUUGUUGGUGAAGGGUCAGGUCACUACAAAGUACUACAGGUUUUUGGCUAAGGAAGGCGGCUGGGUGUGGGUGCAGAGCUAUGCAACCAUCGUGCACAACAGCAGAUCCUCCAGACCUCACUGUAUUGUCAGUGUGAACUAUGUCCUCACGGAAACUGAGUAUAAAGGUCUACAGCUGUCCUUAGACCAAGCGACAUCCAACAAACCAUCGUUCACCUACAGUAGCCCCUCGAACCCGGUCAGUGACAGCAGGAAGUCGAGUAAAAGCAGGGUGUCCCGCACCAAACCCAAAACCCGACUCUCUCCUUACCCACACUACCCAGGCUUCCACACUGAGCGCUCGGAGUCUGAUCAGGACAGCAGCCCAUGGGGUGGGAGUCCUCUGACUGACUCUGCCUCCCCACAGCUAUUAGAACAAAGUGAAAGCAUGGAUGCGUCCUGCGUGUACCGCCAGUUCCCAGAGCCCCGCCCUCUGUGCUACAGCCUGCCUCUGUCUGAGGAGCAUCACACAUCCAGUGAUCACCAAGGUCACGGUCAUUCACAGGCCUGCGAGCGUGGCCGCUGUGAAGCUGGCAGAUACUUCCUGGGUACUCCACAGACAGGGCGUGAGGCGUGGUGGGGCGCCGCCCGCUCGCUCUUGCCUCUACCCAAGUCCCCACCUGAGAAUGGAGACGGGUAUGAGUGUGCGAUGCCCCACAUCACCUCCAUCCACAGCCUACAUGUGAGAGGCCACUGGGAUGAGGACAGCACAGUCAGCUCUCCAGAUGCUGGCUCAGCCAGUGACUCAGGCGACCGGUACCGAAUCGAGCACUUCCGCUCGAGCCCACAGGAGCCCAGCAAGAUCGAGACACUAAUCCGGGCCACGCAGCAGAUGAUAAAAGAGGAGGAGAGCCGGCUGCAGCUGAGGAAGAGUGGUACCGAACCAUCUCUAGGGCCCGCUAAUGGUCUAGCUAAGAGCACCAGUUCCUGCUUCAGUAAUGAGUUUGCCCAGUCAGCACUGCAGGGAGUUGUGUGUCGGGGUUCAGCUCAGGUGAUCAGUCCCGCCCCCAGCCCCACCCCUCUGUCUCGCCUCAGCAGCCCCAGCUCUGAGCGGUUGGCCAAAGCCAAAGACUUCCUGCAGACUGAGCUUUCGUCUCCACCACAGCAACAGCAGCAACAGCUGGGCCUUGCAGGCUCCUGCGCCGUCUCUCCCACCCCUGCACUCUACCCUUCUCAUCCUCGCCAGUAUCUGGACAAACACACUGCCUACUCGCUCAGCGGCUACGCACUGGAGCACCUCUAUGAGGCGGACAGCUUCAGAGGAUACGCCCUAGGCUGCGCAAGCUCCUCCCACUACGACAUGACCUCUCACCUGCGCAUGCAAGCCGAGCAAACCACCAGCCAUAAAGGGACCUCCGUCAUCAUCUCCAACGGCAGCUGA
Messenger RNA from Neoarius graeffei (lesser salmon catfish), 2268 nucleotides. It is a transcript of the gene sim1a, whose product is annotated as SIM bHLH transcription factor 1a. Lineage: Eukaryota; Metazoa; Chordata; Actinopteri; Siluriformes; Ariidae. Bases 1 to 2268 code for a protein of 755 amino acids. The transcript has 11 exons. The record is from RefSeq and is a predicted model, not a curated record. Gene Ontology annotation, molecular function: RNA polymerase II transcription regulatory region sequence-specific DNA binding; protein dimerization activity; DNA-binding transcription factor activity, RNA polymerase II-specific. Gene Ontology annotation, biological process: regulation of transcription by RNA polymerase II.